Molecule: messenger RNA, 480 nt
Organism: Fomitopsis serialis
Lineage: Eukaryota; Fungi; Basidiomycota; Agaricomycetes; Polyporales; Fomitopsidaceae
Product: peptidase C14, caspase domain-containing protein
Exons: 2
Biological process (GO): proteolysis
Molecular function (GO): cysteine-type endopeptidase activity
Source: RefSeq, a predicted model, not a curated record
AACAGCAGCAUCUUCGCCCUCGUCAUCACCAUCGAUAAAUACAAGAGCAGCGAGAUCAAUGACCUCCGAGGCUGUGUCCACGACGGCGAUGACUUCGUUGAGUUCCUCACGGGGACAUUACAGGUUCCCGACUCCCGGGUUGUCCGGCUGACUGAUGCGGAUGCAACCCGGGUGACAAUCCUCGACACAUUUAACAAAGACCUCAUCAAUAAUCCUCACAUCCACGCCAACGAUCCGAUCGUCAUCUUCUACGCAGGCCACGGUGAUAGGAUACCAGCACCCGAUAACUGGGCCGCGGAGAAUAACAUGAUCGAGACAAUCUGUCCGCAUGACGAAAGGACGAAGAAUGAGAAAGGAAAGAUUGUCAGUGGGAUUCCAGACAGGACAUUCGACGGCCUCAUGCGGCGCCUGGCCUCCAAGAAAGGCAACAACAUCAUUGCUGUCUUCGAUUGCUGCCACUCCGGUGGUGUGAUGCGCGGA